Pseudogymnoascus verrucosus is the source of this 1491-nucleotide messenger RNA. Its product is annotated as Serine/threonine kinase. Gene Ontology annotation, molecular function: ATP binding; protein serine/threonine kinase activity. Gene Ontology annotation, biological process: protein phosphorylation. The transcript is spliced from 4 exons. The record is from RefSeq and is a predicted model, not a curated record. The coding region runs from base 147 to 1331 and encodes 394 amino acids. NCBI's taxonomy places the organism in Eukaryota, Fungi, Ascomycota, Leotiomycetes, Thelebolales, Thelebolaceae.
AUCGCCUAAGCCUUGCUCCAUUAAAUAUGUCCACAACAUCAAAGGAAAGUAUGGGAAUACUCUGAAUUCUUAGUUUACCCGUUUUGAGAAGACUGGGGACUUCAUCAGUUAUAUGUAGUCAUUCCAGGACAAACCGCUUUUAACAAAUGGGAGAAAUCACCUUGGUAGUUCUUCCUAGGGUCUCAGACCCAGAUAUCGGCCCUGAUGCCGAACACCCUUCUGCGCCAUUAAAUGGGAGUCUACCCGCGGUACUAGACGAGGCCGACGAAGAACCCGCUGGCCUUAGCGGCAAUCCAUACAAUGCAGCUGCAAGAAAGCCGACCCCAGAAGAAAUGAUCUUGGAUGACAUGCACUUCCUGGCCAUGCUGGGUCAAGGAAGCUCUGGCAAAGUUGCUCUGAUCCAGAUGAAGAAGUCGAGAAAACUGUACGCCUGCAAAACCCUCAGGAAAGAAUUUGUCAGUAGGAAUAAUGAACAGGAGUCUGUGAGAAGAAAGAAGAGGAUAUUACUCAUGCUGGGGACAGAGUACAAACAUCCCUUUCUAUGUCAUCUAGUUGCCACAUUCCAGACAGAGACAAGGUUGUACUUUGUUAUGGAGUAUUUUGCUGGUGGCGACCUACUAUUCCACCUCCAAAACGGCCGGUUUAGUACACAGCAGGCAAUGUUCUACGCUGCCGAAUUGUGUCUAGCUUUAAAAUAUAUUCAUGGGAAUGGGAUUAUUCACCGAGAUGUAAAGGCUGAUAACGUGCUACUAGCAUUGGAUGGACAUAUCAAGCUCGCGGGCUUUGGUUGUUCUAAAGAUGAUAUAUGGUACGGAUCCACAACAACAUCGUUUUGCGGCAGCCUUGAAUUCAUGGCCCCUGAAAUGCUGCUUGAUAAAGCCUACGGCCGCUCUGUCGACUGGUGGGCUCUGGGAAUCUUACUAUACCAAAUGUUGUUAGCCCAGUCGCCAUUCUCUGGCGACGACGAAGACAAAAUCUACGAUGCGAUCCUUACAAGUGAACCUCAUUAUCCGAUCCACAUGUCACGGGAUGCAGUCUCAGUUCUGCAAAAGUUAUUGACGAGGGAUCCAGAACGAAGAUUGGGCAGUGGCCCAACUGAUGCUCAGGAAGUCAUGUCGCAUGUCUGGUUCGAGCCGGUAGAUUGGGAAGGUAUUUACAAUAAGAGGGUUACUCCACCCUUUAUGCCUACUGUAGAAAGUGAGAUGGAUACUUCUAAUUUUGAUUCCGCGUUCACGAUGCAGACUCCGAAGCUCGCCCCAGUGGAAAGUGCACUUACCAGCAGGAUGCAAGAAGAGUUUCGUGGUUUCUCGUUCAUGGCCAAUGAUAUAUAAACUAUACUAGAAAUUGGAAAUAUCUACCUUGCAAUCAACUAAAUUGCAAGCCUGUGUGUGGAAGAGCUGGACUGUAUUGAGUUUAUAGUUUUGUGUGAUUGUACUUGCCGUACGCUAUUAUUAUCAUCAUGUUUUAAUCCAAAACCCCCUUUCCCUUCUC